Leptidea sinapis is the source of this 2958-nucleotide messenger RNA. RefSeq names its product ethanolamine-phosphate cytidylyltransferase (gene Pect). The coding region runs from base 154 to 1299 and encodes 381 amino acids. Gene Ontology annotation, cellular component: cytoplasm. The record is from RefSeq and is a predicted model, not a curated record. Gene Ontology annotation, molecular function: ethanolamine-phosphate cytidylyltransferase activity. Lineage: Eukaryota; Metazoa; Arthropoda; Insecta; Lepidoptera; Pieridae. Gene Ontology annotation, biological process: phosphatidylethanolamine biosynthetic process. The transcript is spliced from 8 exons.
UGAUUGACAGUUUGUUAGUGGCUCUUCAAGGAAGUGCACGUUCAUUUGUAUUUUAAAAUUAAACUGUAUAAAUUUUCUUGUGUAUUUAAAUAAUGCGUAUAUAUCAAUCGGCUGAGAAAAAAAAUUAAAGUGUUGUGAAACGUGUCAAUAAAAAUGAAUAACGGCCAAAAAAAGAAGGAAAUACGAGUAUGGUGUGAUGGAUGCUAUGAUAUGGUACAUUUUGGACAUGCAAAUUCACUCCGGCAAGCAAAGGCCCUUGGUGAUGUAUUAAUAGUCGGUGUACACACUGAUGAAGAAAUUGCAAAGCAUAAGGGGCCACCCGUGUUUACUCAAGAAGAACGAUAUAAAAUGGUCAAGGCUAUCAAAUGGGUAGACCAAGUUGUCGAGGGUGCGCCAUAUGUGACUACAUUAGAGACUUUGGACAAAUAUCAGUGUGAUUUUUGUGUACACGGAGAUGAUAUAACGGUCACAGCGGAUGGAAUUGACACAUACCAUUUAGUAAAAGAAGCCGGUAAAUACAGGGAAGUAUCAAGAACAGCAGGUGUCUCAACAACAGAUCUAGUUGGCAGGAUGUUACUACUCACCAGAGAACAUUUCAAAGGUGACAAGGAAUAUUCAGUUGCUCUGGAGCAUUCUUCUAAUCUUGGCACCGACUCUACAGCCAGGUCCCCCUAUACAGGAUGUUCUCAGUUCCUGCCGACGACACAGAAAAUUAUACAGUUUAGUAGUGGGUUGUCACCGAAGCCAACUGACAGAGUGGUGUACGUCGCUGGCGCUUUCGAUCUGUUUCAUGUCGGCCAUCUUGAUUUCCUGGCGGCCGCACAUAAGCAGGGCGACUUCCUCAUCGUGGGCCUCCAUACUGACCUCGAAGUCAACCGCUACAAGGGCUCCAACUACCCCAUCAUGAAUCUCCACGAGAGAGUGCUAUCUGUACUCGCGUGUAAGUAUGUGCACGAAGUAGUGAUUGGCGCCCCGUACAGCGUGACCGCUGACCUAAUGGACCACUUUAAGGUGGAUGUGGUUUGUCACGGCAUGACGCAGAUUGCGCCAGGUGUGAAUGUAACUGACCCCUACCUGGUACCCAAGGAGAGGAACUGCUUUAAGAUUUUGGAUUCCGGCAACACAAUGACAACAGAAGACAUUGUGCAAAGAAUAAUAAGACACCGUUUGGAGUUUGAAGAGCGUAAUAAUAAGAAAGAAAAGAAAGAACUGGCCGCCGUUAAGGCGAUCGCGAAGAAAUCAGUUAAACAAAAUGGCGACUGUAAGAUAACACAACAGGAACCCAUAAAAUCGCAUUAAUACUAUCUGAAUAUGAGAUGCCGGUUGCUUUACUAGUGAAAUUAAAAUAAAUUAAUUGUAUAUCAGAAAAGUUGUAUUUGAAGCUGUGAAAACAAUAGUUGGUAAAGUUUAUUUUUUAAUAUAUCACUUUUGGCGCGCUAUUUUGAUCAUUUUGACAUAUAUAGUGACGUGACAAUUAUGUCAAAUUACUAUCAAGUAGAAUUAAUACAUUGCCAUAUUUAUAUAGAUAAUAGGAUUUUUUUUAAAUUAUUAAGCGCGCCGCAUGAAUAUAUAUAUCCCUAAUAGAUGUAUAGAAGAAAAUUAUUUGCAGGUGCAUUUUAAUUUAUGUACAAUAGAUGUAAUGUUUCCUAUCCAGCUGUUAAGUAAAUAUGAAUGUGUGAGAGAGAUAAAGCGAUUGUUCAGCUAUUGGUUGUCUCUUUCUAGUACUCGGAUUGGCCCACGCUGGCGUGAGCGAAUGAUUUCUUCCAAAGUUCCAGUGCCUCUCCAACUAGCUGGCUGUGAUCUCUACAAUUCACCCGAUAUGUUGCGCGGUUUUAAAACGACUUCUUUCCCUCGUCCAACAGUUCUUCUUCCCAUCAAAGGCAACCUUUGAUAUUUUUUAUUGAAUCACAGCUGAUACUAGAAGUUCUUAUAAAAUAUGUCCCCUAUGUGUCUGUGUGAGUGGAAAAUGUGAUAAACACAGAGAUCCACCUUGUUGAUCUUCCAUAAAACUGAUUAAAUUACCACCCUCGAGACUUGGAAAAUAUAUUAAUUUAAAAAAAUCUGUCAAGUCCUUGAUCUUUGAAGAUGAAGGGAUAGAAGAGGCAACCUACUUGCUGCACGGCCACUUUGUAUGUUAUUACAUUCUCUGUGUAUAUGGUGUUAAUUGUUUACUUAUGUACCAAAGAUGAUAUAAUAGUGAUCAUUGUUUUGUAUGUGAUAUUUAAAUUAAUGGCAUUAUUUUUUAACUUAUAUUCCAAGAAGAUUGUUGUUUGGCGCACUAUUUACACAAUUAUAUUUGUACACAUAUUAUUAAAAUUUAUUUAUUCCAUUGUUUAUUACGAGAUAUUUAUUUUUUUCUAUCAGAUUUAUUGCAUUUAAUUGGGGAUUUGGGAGUGAAUAAGGAAGAUAAUUCAUAAAUAUAAUUUAAGUACUUAAAGGAAUUAGUUACUCCGAAGUUGAGUUUUCAUUUAAAAAUUUCGGUGACGUCACAAUACAUGAUAAUCUUCCCACGGCAAAUGGCGCUGUUUCUAUUAGCUAAAAUUCCGUACUUACAGUCUUAUUAUUGAAUUAAAUCUUUUAUAUAUAUAUUAUAAUGUAAUAAUGGAAAUAAAAUGUGGUAAUGGUGGUUGUUAGAAAUAUAUUUAAUCCGUAUUUUAUAUAAUAUAUUCCCUUUUAAAUGUGAAUUCAUAAUCCAAUUACAAGAUUAUAACGCGCUUUUUUUAAUAAGCUGCUGUGAUUUUUAUUGGGUAUUUAUGCCCUUUUGCCUAGAAAGUUUUUGUAAAUACAAUAUUGUAACACUGUAUAUUGUAUAUAUAAUUUUAUUCAGUUUGCUUUUUAUUCAAUACUAAUCAUCACAAUCAUUCUUAUUUAUAUUAUACUUAUUAUGUAGAUUGUGAAUUUAUUUAGGUAUAAUUUUAAAUUGAAUAUCUUAAAAUUGUAUCAACUAAUUAAAUUCUU